This is a messenger RNA of Emys orbicularis (European pond turtle), 579 nucleotides long. It is a transcript of the gene CARD19, whose product is annotated as caspase recruitment domain family member 19. The transcript is spliced from 6 exons. The coding region runs from base 1 to 579 and encodes 192 amino acids. NCBI's taxonomy places the organism in Eukaryota, Metazoa, Chordata, Testudines, Emydidae. Gene Ontology annotation, cellular component: mitochondrion. Gene Ontology annotation, biological process: regulation of apoptotic process. The record is from RefSeq and is a predicted model, not a curated record.
AUGGAUGUUCCCUUGACAACAUAUGGAGCAUAUGAUCCGUCUUACUGUGAUCGGCUGAGGCAGGACAUGUACUUUCUCACGAGAAAUGGCAGACUGAGCGAGCAUCUGGUUGAUAAAAUCAUUCUUCAGCUAAACAGAGUUUAUCCCCAAAUUCUCACCAAUAAAGAAGCAGAAAAGUUCAGAAAUCCAAAGGCAUUGCUUCAUAUUCGGUUGUCAGAUCUUAUAAGCCACCUACAAAAGAAAGGAGACAAACACUGUCAAGAAUUUUACAGGGCCUUGCAGAUCAAUGCUGAACAACUGUAUAAUGAUUUGCCAAGCAGGAAAAUCUUGAAAACCUCAGCUUCCACAGGGAUAGACACAGACAAGGAGAAAUAUAUUCUAACUGACAGGGGUCCCAUGUUCUUCCUUGCUUGCUUUAGUGUUGCUGCAGGAUUAGCAUUGUUCAUGUACUGCUGGAACCCAGAUCCAAAAGUUAUAGGAGGAGCCAAGAAAAUAUUGGGAUUUUCUCCUAUUAUCAUAGGAAGACAUGUUAGAAAUAUUUGUAUGGUAUACAUGGAAGAUACAUCAAGGAAAAAUUAA